Molecule: messenger RNA, 3615 nt
Organism: Trichoplax adhaerens
Lineage: Eukaryota; Metazoa; Placozoa; Uniplacotomia; Trichoplacea; Trichoplacidae
Exons: 14
Coding region: 1-3615 (1204 amino acids)
Molecular function (GO): protein binding
Source: RefSeq, a predicted model, not a curated record
AUGACGAAAUUUGUUAACCAGCGUAAAACAACCUCAAUCUUACGUAGAAAAGCGAAAGGGCCCGAUAAAAAUCAGGUAAAUGAAAAUAGCAAAGCGGAAGCAGAAGAUAUGCGAGUUGGCGAUAUUGUCAAAUCGAUUAAUGGCACAAAUUGCGAUAAUAUGACUCACAGUGAAGCAUUGUCUACGAUUAGACGAGCAGGAAUGCGAUUACAAAUUGUCUUAGAAAGGCAAGACCGUAACGCAAAUGAUGGUUACGGAAACAUGCAGAGCUAUAGAAGUGGAGCUCAACAUUACGAUAGCCACUCUGGCCAAGAUUAUCAACCUUCUGGGGUACCAGGCAAUCAUGGCGGUGGCACUCGUAUAACGAUAGGAAACAAUAGGCGAUCGAGAGCAUCACAGGAUGAUUAUGAUCAUUAUCAACAACCUAAUGACGGUAAUAACUAUCAAGGUAACUAUCAGAAACCAUCCAAUGCAACUUACGGCCAAAACACUGGUGGGAAUUACAACAACGGUUAUGGACCUUCAGAUAACAAUCAAAAUGACGGAAAGAAUCCCCAGUGGCCAGGAAAAAAUUCUUGGGUACCUAAUGAUAAUAAUACACAUAAAACUGCUAAUACUAAUAUUAAUGAUUCUAGAAGGCAGUCUAAUUAUAGAAAUCGUUCAAACAGUCGUAUACGUGCAAAAAAGUCCGUAGCUAGUAAGAGACAGUUCAUUCAAGAGUUCGGUCAUGUAAACAGUCCCACCAGAAAAUUAGUUAAAAAUACAAAUAGUCGAAAUCUAUAUAUACCGUCGUAUGAUGACCCAUUACAACCUUUGCCCGGCCAUGAGCCACAAGAAGAACCUGAUGCAGCACCUCUAUCUCCUAUCCUUACAAAAUUCGAAAAACCACCUCCCCCACGUUAUAGAAGAAUGCCAACCAGGGAAGGAUUACGUAAUGUAUAUAGUUCUCCUGAUUACUUUAGCAGAGGUGGUUUUGAUAACGUACAACCGAUUAAUUUGAAAGUUCCGGCUCUAAAUUUAUUGCAUAGACAAAGAGACUUUGUAAAUAGAGAAGAUGACGAAGAAGGUGUAAUUGUACAUUCAGCUUAUCGUUCGAAAAACAGGAAAAAAAUUAAUAAAAUCAAUAAAGCUAUGGAUGGUGCUGUAAAAGAUAAUAUUGAUCGAUCAAGUACUAAGCCAAACUCUUUGGCGUUACAGUCUCCAACAACAUCAUCUUCAGAUCAAAGUCCUGUAAUAAAUUCAAGAAAGAAUAAGACAACGAAGAUCAAUAGCACAUCCCCUACCAGAGAGACAACCAAACUAAAUGUUCGAAAUAAGAUUGGCAGUUAUGAUAAGACUAAAUCGAAUCCUAUCAUUUCAAGUAGAAAGGAAAAUGAAAUUGGAAAAAAUAAAGAAAAAUUAGUAAAGCCUUUAUCACAAAGCAGUGGAAACAAGAGUAAGGUAGUCGUUAGGACUUCCUUACCCAAGAAUGCAGCAGACAAUAACGGUGAUCGUUCGAAAGUUUUUCCUAAAAAGAAAAACUCUACCGCAAUAAAAUCGCCAGCGACGAAUGUAGCAAAAAAAGAUAGAAAAACAACUAGACUAAAGAUUAGGAAGAAUAAUUCUGCCCCGGAAUCCCCAACUUCCCCAGUUGAGCAAAUAAAUGCUACUUCGUUAGAGGCCCUUGAGAGCGUUGAUAACAAUUCAUCUAAUGAAGAGCCACCACCAGUUAGGAUACCAGCGAAACCAGACUCAUACAGACCUACACAUCAGGAUUACGAGGACGAUUGGUCAAAUAAUGACCAGGGUGGUGGAUUUUGGCCGCAGAAAUCGAAUGAUCGUAAGGAAGAUGACUCCUCUGGAGGAAGAUCAUACAAUACAUUACCAAAUCAAAGGAAUCAAAAUUCUUUUCAACCUAUCCAACCUGUUGGACCCCAAAAGUCCUUAUCACGUACUGGCAGUGUUAAAAGCUUAGGCAAUGAUUAUAACCAAAAUCAGUAUAAUGAACAGUAUGAUCCAAAAUAUCAACCACGCUAUGGUGAUCACGAAGAUUACAGGCCAGGAGGUGGAUGGCAGGAAAAUACUCGAAUAGGAAAUAGCCAUUCGAAAUCAACACCUUCACUCGCGCAACCGGAGGAUGAUAAUGAACCAUACGGAAGAAAUAAAUAUUAUGACGAUCGUAACGAUAAUCAUGAUUCGCAUUAUCGAGACCAACAGAGUCGUCCAUUCCACCGUGAUGAUAGCGAUUCACGGAAGCCGGAUAGUCGUAAAUAUGACGAUGAUACAGAUUAUCCCGCUAAAAUGCCAGAAAAAGCAAAUUUUAAUGUUAUUGAUGAAAAAGGAUUAAUGUUUGAUCCGCCAUCUAAUUAUAAUAUCCACGAUAAAACCAUCCCAAAGUGUAAAGCAAUAUACAGUUUUAAACCUGCUUCAAAAAGGGAACUUGCCUUGAAAAAAGGAGAUCUCAUUAUUCUUACUAAAAAUGUGGACAAAAACUGGUAUGAAGGUGAAUUACACAGAAAACGAGGCAUUUUCCCAGCUAAUUAUGUCGAGGUGGUGACAUCUAUAAAAGAAGCAUUAGCAGCGCAGUGUGAGUAUUCGCAAGAUGGUUUAGGGCAAGCAAGGCGUGAUUGCAACGGUAUAACGAGCAAAGAAUUAUCAUUUUCGAAAGGACAAAUUAUAACACUUUUGAAGCACGUAGAUGCGAAUUGGUUUGAAGGACGUCUCAAUUCAAGAUCUGGAUUAGUGCCUAAGAAAUUUUUAAAUGUUCUUAAAGAUGUAAAGGGUGCAGGAACGAUGAAGCAAGCUCGUAAUAAUAAGAUUCAAGAUUUUUCAGAAGCUAGUUCUCGGCCAAAUAAGCAUGUUAUAGGAUCUGAUUCUAAUCAAUAUAACCCAAAAGCUUACGGUCAAUCUCGUGAAUUUGAUGAUAACAACCAACAAGUAGAUGAUCGUUACGGCUAUUACGAUAGUAAACCGCAGUAUCAAAGUGGUGAUUACAAUUAUCAAUCUCAAGAAAAUGAUCCCUACAGUCAAGAUGGAAAAUCAGGCCGAAAUAGUUAUUACAAUAAGCAAGAUUUUGAUACAAGAUCUGCAGGUGGACGCGAUUUUGAUACAAGAUCUGCAGGUGGACGCGAUUUUGACACAAGAUCUGCAGGUGGACGCGAUACCAGUACUCGUUAUGAAGCAGGCGGCGAUCCGUACGAAAGUAAGCCGCAACAGCGACAGGGUGGUGGAAUAGACAAUCGAAAUAGUAAUAAUUACGGUGACUAUAAUCGCAGAAGCCAACGAUAUCAGUCGGAAACCGAUUACAGUGACAAUCAUAGUCAAUCUGGUAUACGAGCAAAAAAUAACGAAUUCGAUCACAAUAAUAAUACUAAUUAUUACAAUGAUGGAGCUGCGGAUAACUCCAAUUAUUCUCAAGCUAAUACCGAAACAUCAGAGAGGUAUCGAGCAUUUUAUCCUUAUGCACCAGAAAAGGAAGAUGAACUAGAAUUAAUGGUAGGUGAUAUUAUUAUUGUGAAAGAAAAGUGCGACGAUGGUUGGUUUGUUGGUUCAUCAACAAGAACAGGUCUUUAUGGGACAUUUCCAGGAAAUUUCGUAGAACCAGUCUCCAUUGAUUCUCUUAUUAUUAAUUAUUAA